AUGGUUUCGGCAGUUGAAUGCACAUUGCCAAAGACCAGCGACGUCGAUAACGGUUCGAAGGACUUUUUAUUUCUCAGGACGGAAGAUAAGAAACAAGCGAACUCGAUUAAAUAUAAGUUUGUGGGCCAAAGAGUAUGCGAAACCAGCAAACUGGCUGAGUUUAGCCUCUCAGAUGAAGCAAGCACCAAGGCGGGUUCUUCGACACACGCUAUAGGAAGGCCACGCAACUGUUUCAUCAUCAUGCGUACACUAGUCCAUAGUGUAGUGCUGAGGUGUCUCAAGAGAUGCGAUAUUUCUUCACUGACUCACGUAUCUGCAAUCACUUCACAACUAUGGGGGAAGAAUGAUGGAAUAUUUCAGCUAUACUUUGAGCUUCUUUCACAAUUAGAAGAGCACUGGCAUCUAAACAUUUAUCCUGAGUAUCGUUACCAUAAAGUCAAUAAAAUAAGUCGGCAACUGGAGAAUAAGCUCGUGUAUCAGAAUAUGUUAAAUCGGAUGCGCUUUUUUACAGCAUCUUCGCUGUCAUCGAAAUUGGAAGGUAUUCUAAGCUCCGCACGUGCUUCUGCUGCGGAUACUGCCGCUGAUGCCCCUGCUGCUCCAGGUGUUCCCCUUGCCGCCGAUCCGGUCGGUUCCACCUAUGCCUACUCUUCGUUGUCCUCUUAUCAAGAUGGCGUAAACCAUCAACUUCCUUCUCGCCAACAAAACCGCCCGGUGACAAGUAGUGUCGAGCCAGCUACAAAUCGACAGCUCGGGCAACAACAAGAUCCAGCAAACGUCCCAGACCGCAAUCCCUUCAAGACACAUCACGACAGAUGCUUCAGGCCCAAGAGCAUGAAGAGUGAUACUAAGAGAGUCCGCAAGCAGAGGUGUACGGUAAAGAUGCAGGGUAACAUGUGUGAUCGGAUCAAGCUUGGCUCGGAAAAGAAGGAACGCCGUGCUACCGCGCACCCUUCGAAGAGACUGAAAGUAUCCGGAGUUACCAGAACCGGUGGUUGCAGAUCACCGAAGAGGGAUACAAAAUCUCUAUGUCCUAUAACCAUUGGACAGAAAGAAGAUCCUUGUGAGAUGGCAUUGGAUCCUUCUUUAUCGGUUGAGAAGUACGGCUCAUUCAUUUCCCAGCAUAACCAAGCAACCGGUUCGCCUCUUCGAGGCGACCCGAGUCGUUGCGACGUCUCAUCCACCGCUUUGGCGUCUGUGCAUGCCAGCGCCAAGAACAUGAGUUCCCUCGGCUUCGAUUCCAGCUCAUUGCACUCGAAGCUGCGGUGUAUGGUUGGCACCAAGCAGCAUCUGGAAGUACAAGAUCUUUAUGUUUAA
This is a messenger RNA of Torulaspora globosa, 1314 nucleotides long. RefSeq lists its product as uncharacterized. The transcript has a single exon. The record is from RefSeq and is a predicted model, not a curated record. Bases 1 to 1314 code for a protein of 437 amino acids. Lineage: Eukaryota; Fungi; Ascomycota; Saccharomycetes; Saccharomycetales; Saccharomycetaceae.